AUAUAGUGCAGUUGUAAUGGCAUCUGCAGAUGUCAACGAAUCCAACUCUUUGGAAUUACCAAAUAAGGAUUCCACAUCUGACACUAUUGAGACUAAAAAUUGUAAAAGGCCAGAAACAUCAAAAGUAAAAAGGAAAGAACCUCUCCCAUGUCCAUUAUGCGGUAAACAAUUUCCAUUCAAAUAUAGGUUGGAGCGGCAUGUGAAAACACACACUGCACAGAAACCUGGAGAAAUAGGUGACUUGAAAGGAUUUAUCUGCGCAUUUUGUGACAAACAAUUCAAGCAAAGAGCUUUACUGAAACGCCACCUGAGAAAACAUACUGGAGACAGGCAACAUUCUUGUACUAUGUGUGGAAAAUCAUUUUUUAAUCUAGGUCAGUUGAAAGAUCAUAUGAUUGUUAAGCACACAGAAGAAAGACCAUAUACUUGUGAAGUUUGUGGAAAAAAAUAUGGAACUAAAAAUCAGUUAAGACAACAUACCGGUAAAUGGACACACGAGAAAAAGGCUUUUUCUUGUGCGCACUGUGAGAAGAAAUUUUGCAGAAAAAGUCGUUUAGAUAGGCAUAUGGCUUUGCAUGUUGAUGGCAAACCCUACCCUUGCCCAAUAUGUGAGAAACGAUUUAGCUGUAAAAACUACUUGAAAACUCACAUCAAUAGUUUACAUUAUGGUGAAAAGCCGUUCCGAUGUGAUGAAUGUGGCAGAUGUUUUUCACAACUAUCUAAUAUGAAAGUGCAUGCUGAAAUACACAUCAUAGAAAAAGCACAAACGGUAAAUCCAGCUACUCAGAGUAAAUCCACCAACCCAGAUCAUAUCAAUGGUUCCAUUGAUCAUUUUCCACCGCCACCACGUCCGAUUAUUAUUUUGGUGCCAGUUUAUUCUCCUGAAUAGGGUCUGCUGUUCACACUUUUAUUUCCAUACUAUACAGUUUAUAAGGUAUAUGUCAGGGCUGCUCUAUUCUAAAAAGCUAACUCUUAGUUUUGCAAAAGAAGAGACUUGUUAAUCAAUAGAAAAAAGCAGCAAAACUGCAAAAUAAUGAAGGCUGAUUUAUGUGUUAGAUAGCACUAAGUAAAUUUUCAGUAACAUUGGGUUUUGUCCCCCAUACAUGGGCUACAAAUUUCUAUAUUUACCUAAAUUAUAUUAAUAUACAGACUUAAAAAAAUGGCGGACCUAUUUCUGAGUUUAUCUAUCACAUGCGUAUCGUUGUCUCCUGAAUUAUAACAUCAGUCUGCAUAACUGAAGUUAUAAGUUGCAGUUACUAGCUGUCCAUUCCCCUGUAUGCAGUUAGAGGAGCAUUGCUAGCAUAGACCUAUUCUCUUGACGUGUGUGUUUUAAAAUAAAUUGUUCUUUUUGCAUUCUAUUACAACAACAUGUUUGUAAUAAUCUAGUAUUGAAUUAGUUCAUUUAUUUUCUCUGUUCGUGAUAUUGCACAUCUCUGAACAAUUAUAUCUAUACUUGUGAUACUAUUUUUGUUAGAUUAUGAAACUGGUGCGCAAAAUGUCUUCUGGCAAUUCUAUAAGUGUGGAUUUAACUGCAAAGCUAUUUCUUUCUUUCUAUGUUAAAAAAUACAUAAAUUACUGCUCUAAAAUACUGCUGCAAUCUGCGGACAUAAAAUGUGUGGUAAACUUCGCAAUUAUAAUCAAUUUUUGUACAAAUUUAUUAUUGGAGGGAAUGAUUCUGAUUUGUUUAAACAAACAUUCUUGUAACACAUAUUUUUAAUUUCGACUUUUCAAUAA
Messenger RNA from Styela clava, 1734 nucleotides. Lineage: Eukaryota; Metazoa; Chordata; Ascidiacea; Stolidobranchia; Styelidae. The record is from RefSeq and is a predicted model, not a curated record.